Messenger RNA from Sitodiplosis mosellana (orange wheat blossom midge), 3985 nucleotides. It is a transcript of the gene Cka, whose product is annotated as striatin-3. The transcript has 2 exons. The record is from RefSeq and is a predicted model, not a curated record. Gene Ontology annotation, molecular function: protein binding. Bases 1278 to 3365 code for a protein of 695 amino acids. Lineage: Eukaryota; Metazoa; Arthropoda; Insecta; Diptera; Cecidomyiidae.
AGAGCAAUUUCUAAUUGCACCUAUCGAAUUGGAUGAAGCAAUUUUUUGCAAUUGAUUUAAAUUGGAAAUUCUUUUACACGCCAGCGAAAACAUUUUCAAUUGCAGUCUGUGUGUAUUUUGUGUAGUUCGUCGCUCUCGGUCGAAGACAGCUACACAGAGUGACAGUUCGAACGACUUUGACAGUUCAAGGCAUUGAAUAUAUUGAUUCCGAAUUCCGCGAGUGUCUGACGAAGUGUACACAGGUCACGAAUCAAACUCCAUACACGAGAAGCAGUGGCCAUCUUGAUUUUUUUUCUCUCUGUGUGCUAGUCAAAAAAAAUGUCUGCUCUGCAAAGGAUUCAAUCAUUCUGAAGAGAGAGAGAAAAAAAAAUAACAAAGACAUAAGAAUCGGACUGUGGGCUUGGGUUCGUGUUAUUUGUAAAUCGUAUCACAGAAAAUUGUCGAUUGAAGCGAAAAAAAAUUUGUUGUCGUGGAGAAAAUCAAGUGAUGAACGCGUUUCGCUAAAUGGUGAACUGCGGAAAAUUUGCUGUGAAUUGCUAAAUGCGGACAAAAGAGAGACGUCCAGCGCCAGAUAUACCAUUUUUUUAGUUCAUGAAAUCUGACUGAUUGGAUUGGCUAUAUACGCUGACUUUCAUUGGCACCGAAACACCACUCGUACCUUGUUUUUUUUUUCUUCUCACCAUUUUGGUUGAAAGCAGUGAAGAGAAAGUAUUGUUAUAAGUUUAGGUGUGGUUUUCAUCGUGUGUUAUUUUUAUUAUUUUAAUUUGUCAUCGACAACAACAAAGCGAAAUUAGUGCAUUUCAUCGAUUGGAGGCGACCGAAGCGAAAAAAAACAACAAAAAAUACGAGAUUCGAUUACAUGAAAUUAUCUCCAUAAAUACUUGUUUACCAAGUCCAUUUGCAUUUGUGAGCGUAGUUGUCAAAUUGCAUCUGUAGUGGACCAUCGAAUCGGAGCAAAGCAAGCAAAAAAAAAGUUUUUUUUCACCGUCACAACGAAUGCAUAAUUUCCGAGUCAAAUGCCUAUUUCAAUAAUCAUUUGAAACCUCAAUCGAAGCAUUUUAUCGCAUUAAUGUGAGCUGCCCAAACCAUCAUUUUAUCCGGAGAGAAAAUUUUAUUUUAGUUACGUACAGGAGUGGAGUGUAUGUGUGUGAGGAAGUGAGAGAAAAAAUAAAACAAACGACGCGAAUCCAGUGUGAGUGAAAUUGAUACUUGCUUAUCUUGGUGUAGCUGCAAGGCUCGAAGAGACGACCACGAUACAGGGCAAAAUUGACGUAAAUAUGGAUGAUAGCUCGGCACAACUAGGCGGUGUAACGAAUUCAUCACAAUUAGGCGGCGGCAAUUCAAUUGGAGGAUUGAAUAAGCAAGGCGAUGGAUCAAAUAACGCAAAUUCCCAUGAGCAAAUUUACACCAUUCCGGGUGUGCUUCAUUUCAUCCAGCACGAAUUUUCACGAUUCGAAAUCGAGCGAUCGCAAUGGGAUGUGGAUCGAGCGGAAUUACAAGCAAAAAUUGCCGUACUAUUAGGUGAACGCAAAGGUCAAGAAUCACUUAAAUCCGAUUUAAUUCGCCGCAUCAAAAUGUUAGAGUAUGCAUUGGUUCAAGAGCGCGCUAAAGUCCAUCGUAUGAAAUACGGUUGCGAUCCACCAUCGCUGAGUGAAGUCAGUGCACCGGCCGAUGAGCCGAACAUCACAAAUGAAGUUGCACCCGAUUCGGAAGCUCCAUUCAGUUCAGUGUCAAAUGUAACCUGGCGACAGGGCAGGCAGCUAUUACGUUCAUAUUUACAAGAGAUUGGCUACACCGACACCAUCAUUGAUGUGCGUUCAAACCGUGUACGCUCGUUGCUCGGUCUGACCAACGGUUCAGAGCAAGAGGAAAACAUUAAUCCAAAUGUAAUCGCUAACGAAGGUACUAAGCGCGCUAGUGAUUCACAGGGACGACGAACACCAGCGAAAAAGCAGCAAGCAUCAAUGGCAGAAGCAAUGAUACUCGAUUCAGAGGCAGCAGUUAUGGCCAAUUUUGAAUUUCUGGGCACGGCCGACGUUGAGAUGUCAGACGAUGAUGGCAUAUCCGAUGAUUUGGAUAUGGUCGUAGGCGAUGAAAGCGAUGUUAAAACCACGAAACGCAAAGCCAAAGGAAUCACUAUGCAUGAUGAUGUUGAUGCUGAAGCUGAAGAAGUGUUGAACGAAUUAAAUUCACUCACCGAAGGCGAAGACGCUAAUGCACCGGGCAAAACAUUUUCAAACGAUGUGAGACGAUCGUUGGGUGGUGUUAAGGAUGAUGAUAUCGACGCAUCGCUUGGCUUGGGUGAGCUAGCACAAUUGACCGUGAACAAUGAUGCAGAAACUGCCUACGAUGUGGGCAACGCUAAAGAUUCAUCGUAUAGGAAAACAUGGAAUGCCAAAUACACACUUCGAUCGCAUUUCGAUGGCGUGCGUGCACUAGUAUUUCAUCCACAGGACUCGGUUUUAGUGACCGCGUCCGAGGACCACACAUUGAAAUUGUGGAAUUUGCAUAAAACUGCGCCCACCAAAAAAACCACAGGCUUAGACGUCGAACCACUAUAUACGUUCCGUGCACAUACAUCGCCAGUACUAUGUCUGGCAAUGUCAUCGAAUGGCGAGCAAUGCUUCUCGGGCGGUUUGGAUGGUACGAUCAUCUGUUGGAACAUACCCGGCUCGAAUAUCGAUCCAUAUGAUAGUUAUGACGAAUCUGUGUUGCACUCAACGCUCACCAGUCACACAGAUGCCGUCUGGGGAUUGGCUUUUAAUCCAGACAAAGGCCAUUUAGCAUCGUGUUCAGCCGAUGGCACCGUAAAAUUAUGGUCACCAAAAACAUUACUCAACACAAUCACCGGCACCGAAACCGAUGCAACACCAACAUCAAUAGAUUUUGUUCGCGAUGAACCCGACCGAAUAGUGGUGGCAUACAAUAACGGCGCCUGCAUCAUCUAUGACACAGAAAGUGGCAAAAUCGUAGUCAAAUUUGAUACCACACAAGAAACAAAUGGCAAUGGUGGUAAAUUCAUAAACAAAGUGGUUUGCCAUCCAACACUACCCGUAACAAUAACAGCGCACGAAGAUCGUCACAUUCGUUUCUGGGAUAAUAUAACUGGUGCGCAGCUACAUUCAAUGGUUGCUCAUUUAGAACCGGUAACUAGUUUGGCAAUCGAUGCCCAUGGACUCUAUUUAUUAUCCGGUUCGCAUGAUUGUUCGAUACGGCUAUGGAAUUUUGAUAAUAAAACGUGUGUGCAGGAGAUCACCGCUCACCGAAAGAAAUUUGACGAGAGCAUUUUCGAUGUUGCAUUUCAUCCAUCACGUCCAUACAUCGCUAGCGCUGGUGCUGAUGCUUUAGCAAAAGUAUUUAUCUAAGUUCACGAAUGAAUGAAUGGCAAACACGCGUACACUGGGACAGAAAGCGAGAGAGAGAGAGAGAGAGAGAGAGAGAGAGGGAGGGAGAGCUAGAGAGAAAUAUACUAAUAGAAAAGAAGAAAGAAAGAAUUGUUUUCUAUUGCGACUUUAUUGUUUUGCCCCCCCGAUUCUGCUCUGAUUAUAAAUUCUGUGGAUAUAAAUAUUAUUAUUAUAAUUAAUGCGUCUAGAAAUCAUCUCUUAAUUUUUGUUUGUUUGGCCAUUUUCGGCCAAUCGAGCAAACCACUUUUUGUUUGAACCGAAUUCAGUAGAGAAGUAAUGAAAGACGGAUGGAAAAAAGAAAUUGUUUUUGAAAAUCAAAUUGUGCAACAGUCGUUCAUCAUUAUUCAUUAUGGUAUAAAUAUUUUUUUUUAUCGUAGCUAUUUUAUUAUGACAAUUCCUCCUUUAUUUUUUCCUGUGAACAUUUCAUAUUCGAAAUGCAAUGAAACAAUACUACAAUAUACGUGAAUUUAAUUAACUUUUAUAAUAAUUGAUACACAAAAUGAAACAAUCCUCUUGCGAUCAAGAACACAAAGAAAAUUGAUGCAACAGAUAAAUAGAUGAAAAUACAAAAAAAAGAAAAA